AUGUCAAGAAGAAGAGACCGUUCAGGUAUCAACGAUAAAGGAAAAGAUCACAAGGAAGAAGAAAAAAAUGACAAGAAAGGUGAUUCAGGAAAUGAAAAUUCAUCUGAAACUAUCAAAGCUCGUAGUGACAAGGAGGUUCUUGGCAAGAAGAUUUGUACUGGUGAAGAAGAACAAAAGGGUGCUUCUUUUUCGACAAGUGAAGGAUACGCUGAACGUCCUGGUUUUUCAUUGCCAUUUAAGAAGCGAUUCUCUGGUCAUCUAAAAUCACUUGAAGAUGAUAAUGAUGAUGAUGAGAACUGCAAUGAUGUUGUUCCAGAAUCAGACCCACCCAUCCACUCAUCAGAAGUUGUUGCGGAGGAUGGCAAAGAGUCAGUUCCAACAUGGUCACGUAGAAAGAAGAGGACUGAGAGAUAUCUUGUAGCUUCUCCUACUAACUCAGACAAACCUAGCAAUCGAGGUCUCAAUGAUAAAGGAAAAGGCGUUGGUAAAGAAGAAGAAAAAGGAGAACAAGAUGAUUCAGAAAAAGCAACUAUGAAAGGUAGUAGUGACGAGGAGCUACUCUCUGAUCAUCUAAAAUCAAUUGAAGAUGAUAGUGAUGAUGAUGAUGAGAACUGCAAUGAUGUUGUUCCAGAAUCAGACCAACCCAGCCACUCAUCAGAAGUUGUUGCGGAGGAUGGCAAAGAGUCAGUUCCAACAUGGUCACGUAGAAAGAAGAGGACUGAGAGAUAUCUUGUAGCUUCUCCUACUAACUCAGACAAACCUAGCAAUCGAGGUCUCAAUGAUAAAGGAAAAGGCGUUGGUAAAGAAGAAGAAAAAGGAGAACAAGAUGAUUCAGAAAAAGCAACUAUGAAAGGUAGUAGUGACGAGGAGCUACUCUCUGAUCAUCUAAAAUCAAUUGAAGAUGAUAGUGAUGAUGAUGAUGAGAACUGCAAUGAUGUUGUUCCAGAAUCAGACCAACCCAGCCACUCAUCAAAUGUUGUUGCGGAGGAUGUCAAAGAAUCAGUUCCAACAUGGUCACGUAGAAAGAAGAGGACUGAGAGAUAUGUCGUAGCUUCUCCUAAUAACUCACCCAAACCUAGCAAUCGAGGUCUCAAUGAUGUAGAAAAAGGAAAACAAGAUGAUUCAGAAAAUGCAACUAUGAAAGCUAGAAGUGACGAGGAGGUCUUUGAGAAGAAGAAUGGUGGUCGUGGUACAGACGAAGAAGAACAAAAGGGUGCUUCUUUUUCGACAAAUGAUUGUGAUGAUGAUGAUGAGAACUGCAAUGAUGUUGUUCCAGAAUCAGACCAACCCAGCCACUCAUCAGAUGUUGUUGCGGAGGAUGACAAAGAAUCAGUUUCAACAUGGUCACAUAGAAAGAAGAGGACUGAGAGAUAUGUUGUAGCUUCUCCUACUAACUCAGCCAAACCUAGCAAGGCAAAGGGAUCAAGGUUUCUUUUUGGGAAGGCAUUGACACUUAGUGAUGUCAAAGGCCGUUCCCCCAAGCUAACCAUUCCGAGAAAAGAUGCAGUCCAUUUUCCUGCUCUAGAGACUCGAGAAAAAAAUUCUGAUCAGGCGAUUCUACAAACUGUUGAUGAUGAAAACGAGUCGUUGGAGAUGGAAUUAUCAAUCAGUAAUGACCAGGACUACAGGAUUACAAAAGGGUGGACAGAUUUUGUUAAGAAGCACAAUUUGCAGGUGAAAGAUAUGGUUAGAUUCUACAGACCUGCCCGCUGCAAAAAUAACAAGUUCCUCAUCAAAUGUGAAAGAGCAAAGCAGGAUUUGAAUGAUAAUAUUCAUAGUUAUAAUGAGCUCGAAAAAAAAUAG
Molecule: messenger RNA, 1803 nt
Organism: Ilex paraguariensis (yerba mate)
Lineage: Eukaryota; Viridiplantae; Streptophyta; Magnoliopsida; Aquifoliales; Aquifoliaceae
Source: the annotation of a GenBank genome assembly